Molecule: messenger RNA, 1422 nt
Organism: Hermetia illucens (black soldier fly)
Lineage: Eukaryota; Metazoa; Arthropoda; Insecta; Diptera; Stratiomyidae
Gene: CSN4
Product: COP9 signalosome complex subunit 4
Exons: 7
Coding region: 87-1316 (409 amino acids)
Cellular component (GO): COP9 signalosome; cytosol
Source: RefSeq, a predicted model, not a curated record
CCUGACAUUCGCUUGCUUGUCAACCUUCUGACAUUUGGUUUGAGUUUGUUAUUUUCCGAUUGUUCUGCUUAUUCCUCUGACCCAAGAUGGUAAUAUCAGCAAGUGCACUGCGAUCACAGCUGGUCAAUUUAACCAACUUCUCGGGAACACAUAAAGAGCAAGCCGACAAAUACCGGCAACUUUUGGAGAAUAUUUUAACUAACAGUGGAACUGAAUUGAUUGACACACUAAAAUUAUUUGUUGAAGCGAUUGUCAACGAGCACGUUAGCUUGGUAAUUUCUCGUCAAAUUCUCACUGACGUCGGGAAUCAUCUUACUGAACUUAACGACGAUGUAUCAAAGGUAGUGUCGCACUUCACGCUGGAUAAGGUUCAACCUCGUGUAAUUUCGUUCGAAGAACAAGUGGCUGGAAUACGACAACAUCUUGCCCAGAUCUAUGAAAGGAAUCAGAAUUGGAAAGAAGCUGCAAAUGUUUUAGUGGGAAUUCCAUUGGAGACAGGGCAAAAGCAAUAUACAGUUGACUACAAACUUGAAACCUACCUAAAAAUUGCACGGUUGUUUUUGGAAGACGACGAUCCUGUCCAAGCAGAGGCCUAUAUCAAUCGUGCAUCUUUGCUUCAAGCUGAGACUGGCAGUGAGGAAUUACAAGUUUUAUAUAAAGUUUGCUAUGCCAGAGUUUUGGAUUAUCGACGAAAGUUCAUCGAAGCCGCCCAGAGAUACAACGAGUUGUCUUAUAGAACUAUCGUAGAUGAGAAUGAACGCAUGACAGCAUUGAAAAAGGCUCUAAUAUGUACCGUUCUGGCUUCAGCUGGGCAACAAAGGUCCCGUAUGUUGGCAACACUUUUCAAGGAUGAACGCUGUCAACAUUUACCUGCUUAUUCAAUUUUGGAGAAAAUGUACUUGGAUCGAAUUAUAAGACGUUCAGAGUUGCAAGAAUUCGAGGCGUUAUUACAAUUGCAUCAGAAAGCAAGUACAUUAGAUGGUUCAUCGAUUCUCGAUCGUGCUGUGUUCGAACAUAAUUUGCUUUCAGCCAGUAAACUAUACAACAACAUAACUUUUGAAGAGCUUGGCGCUCUUCUCGAAAUAACUCCGGCCAAGGCAGAGCGAAUUGCAAGUCAAAUGAUAACAGAAGGUCGCAUGAAUGGUUAUAUUGAUCAAAUUGAUGGCAUCGUUCAUUUUGAAACUCGCGAGGUGUUGCCACUAUGGGAUAAACAGAUUCAAUCGCUUUGCUAUCAAGUCAAUGGUAUAAUUGAGAAAAUCGGCGCCGCUGAGCCUGCAUGGAUGGCGAAAACAAUGGAUGAACAAAUGGCACAGUAGAUUUAGUUGGCUUUUAAUAUAUCUAUCUUUUAAACUAAUGAAAAUAAAAGCAAGAAACGUAUGAAAUAGAUGCGAAUGAAGUGAAUAAAACUAUUAUGUAAAAAAA